GAAGGAAGAAGAAGAAGUAGCUUCGCAGCAUCUUAACAGAGCAGGAGAUUAAUAAGUGCUGUUUAAUUUGCCUACACGUGUCAUUUACUUAUAGUAGGUUUUUCUUUAGUUUUUUUUUUCAGCUCUGUUAUUGGACAUGUGAAUUUUCCCACUCAUAAGAGCCGCCAUGUUUUGCUAACCGAAAGUUGCAGGAAUAAUAAUAAUACUAAUAACAACAACAACAACACUUUCUCAGUCCGCGCUGUAGUUAUUUAUAACGUGUCUGUAUGUUGGUGGUGGUUGUCGUUUAGUCUAGAAUGGACUGAGUUUAGGUUAUGUUGAGAUUAUUCACUGUUUCCAGGCUUGUACGCAGGGCUCUGUGCGUCAGCGCUGAAGAAAUGGGCAAGAAAGGCAGUUUCUUUUACGCAGUGAGGAAAGGCCACAGGCCUGGGGUGUACCAGACAUGGGAUGAGUGCAAGUUUCAGGUGGACAGAUUCCCUGAUGCUCGCUAUAAAAAGUUUGCCAGUGAAGCUGAGGCUUGGGCUUUUGUACAGAACAAGACAACAUCUACAGAGAAUUCUGAAGCCACAAAGCACACCACAAGUGCUUCUGUUAGCUCUAAAAGGACCAUCGAAGAGGACGAGGAUAACGGACAGGAUGCAAAACGAGUGAAACUUGAGACCUCCGAGGACAACAGUGCAAAGGGGCUUACUUACAUGGGAGAUGCAGUGGUGGUGUACACAGAUGGCUGUUGUACAAAAAAUGGGAGAGAUGGAGCUCGCGCAGGGAUCGGAGUGUACUGGGGUCCAAACCACCCUCUUAACGUUUCAGAGAGGUUAUCAGGGAGACAGACCAACCAACGAGCCGAACUACAGGCAGCCUGCAGGGCACUGGAACAAGCCAUUGAAAUGGACAUCCAAAAGCUGGUUCUCUACACAGACAGCAAGUUCACCAUUAAUGGGAUUACCAGCUGGGUAAAGAACUGGAAAACUAAUGGCUGGAGACUUAAAACAGGUGGUGAGGUGGUCAAUAAAGAUGACUUCCAAAAGCUGGAUGAACUGAAUGAAGAACUUGAUGUUAAAUGGUUGCACAUCCCAGGUCAUGCUGGCUAUUUAGGAAAUGAGGAGGCAGACAGACUCUCUAGAGAGGGAGCAGCAAAACCUCAGUGGUAACUGAUGUUAGGUAACGAAGACUACUGCUGGGUUAACACUUAAGCCUGGAUUAUUAUUAGUGUUUGUGUGUUCUCAUUGUGGAACCUAAACACUUUUAUUUUAAGUUUUUUUUUAUUUUAGUUGUUUUUUUCCUGUAAAUAAAGUAAAUUCAUGUGAAUUUGAA
This is a messenger RNA of Clarias gariepinus (North African catfish), 1314 nucleotides long. RefSeq names its product ribonuclease H1 (gene rnaseh1). NCBI's taxonomy places the organism in Eukaryota, Metazoa, Chordata, Actinopteri, Siluriformes, Clariidae. The transcript is spliced from 8 exons. Gene Ontology annotation, molecular function: RNA-DNA hybrid ribonuclease activity; nucleic acid binding; magnesium ion binding. Gene Ontology annotation, biological process: DNA replication, removal of RNA primer. Bases 315 to 1151 code for a protein of 278 amino acids. The record is from RefSeq and is a predicted model, not a curated record.